Myxocyprinus asiaticus (Chinese sucker) is the source of this 9779-nucleotide messenger RNA. RefSeq names its product bromodomain-containing protein 4-like. The transcript has 23 exons. The record is from RefSeq and is a predicted model, not a curated record. The coding region runs from base 531 to 5054 and encodes 1507 amino acids. NCBI's taxonomy places the organism in Eukaryota, Metazoa, Chordata, Actinopteri, Cypriniformes, Catostomidae. Gene Ontology annotation, biological process: positive regulation of transcription elongation by RNA polymerase II; chromatin remodeling. Gene Ontology annotation, cellular component: nucleus; chromatin.
CCAGAGCCAUUUUCACUGUUGAGUAAGAGCACGCCGCUCUCAGCGAAGGAGAGAGAAAGAGAGUGCGCAUUCUGAAUUCUACCGAGCCAGUUUCACUUGUUCUUCCUCUCUCCUGCUUUCUGUUACCCUGCUGGAGGCAGUUUGGGUGAGUGAAGCCUCUGGUGGACACAUAAUGGGGCAAAGUGCCUGUGGCAACUGGGCUGUUGUGCUGCCGAGAGGGGGAGGGCGUAGAGAGUCGACCGGCACACAGAGCUAACAGAUUCAGCCGGCCUCAGGCCUCUGUGCCCCUCUCUCUCUCACACACUCGAGUCUCCGGUUAGGGGCUUCUCUGGAACUCAAAACCUCUUUCUUUCAGGACUAUGGUGGACUAACUAUGGAUUAACAUGUAUUUGGCUCAGGAUUUUGGACAUAUACAUGAGAACUGGCGAUUUGAGAGUGAGAAGUCGCUGUGUUUUGGGAUUGAGUGACGAACUUUUCUUGCCUUUUUAGUUCACUUUCUGUUUUGCUUUUGUGGUGAGAGGAACUCCUCAAUGGAUUACAAAAUGCAUUCCAAGUCCAAUGAUUUGCUGGAUUUUCAGACACUGGAUGCCCUUUUGGAAAAAAUUGCACAUUGCUCCGUCCCUCUUAAAAGAGAGCCCAGCGAGGAGUGCAAUGGAAUUAGCGGUGCUCUCCCUGUGGAGCCCGCGCCCGGCUCGAGACUGAACGAGUGGUGUCCUGCCGCACCCCCUACCGUCCCUCUGCCCGCGCUCCGCCCCGCUAGUAUGGGGGACGGCCUGGACGCAGUGCAGAUGUCGGGGAGCAGCAGCAGUCAGGGGCAGCCCUCGUCCCAGGCCUCUUCCUUCUACAAUCCCCCUCCCCCAGAAACCACAGAUCUUUCCCGGCCCAAGCGCCAGACCAACCAGCUGCAGUUCCUGCUAAAGUUUGUGCUGAAGACCCUUUGGAAGCACCAGUUCGCCUGGCCUUUCCAUUCUCCUGUUGAUGCCGUUAAGCUGAAUCUGCCUGACUAUUAUAAGAUAAUCAAAAAUCCUAUGGACAUGGGAACAAUCAAGAAACGCUUAGAGAACAGUUACUACUCAAAUGCCCAAGAGUGUAUUCAAGACUUCAACACCAUGUUUACUAACUGCUACAUCUAUAAUAAGCCUGGGGAUGACAUAGUCUUAAUGGCAGAAGCACUAGAAAAGGCGUUCCUCCACAAGAUUUCUGAAAUGCCUCAGCAGGAGAUCGAGAUUGCGACCACAACCACCAAGGGUCGUGGUCGGGGCAAGAGAGAUCCAGACAUGAACCUGAAGGUCGGACCUGGCCUGGAUUCUUCGCCCACAGUCUCUCUACCACGUGGCCUUUCCAAUCUUGCCCCUGGGCCACAGAGUAGAACACCUGCACCGGGUCCACCCACUUUACCUCCCCAGCCUGCCAUGCAAGCCUUGCCCCCUCGAGUGCCCCCUUCGCUCCCUCUUCAUGUGCCGCAGUUAGGGCCACCCUUUUCUCUGGGACCCACUGACUGCACCCCACCGCCCCCCAUCAUGACGGCAGUGCCUCCCCCUGCCCAGACCACCCUGCCGCCCAUGCACAUGCAGCAGAGCACCGCUCCCAUUCUACAAAACCCUAUCCCGAUGGCUCCCAAACAGAGAAAGAGCCAGAAAAGGAAAGCAGACACCACGACACCUACCGCAAAUGACCAGCUGAGCGAGUCAUCGCCUGUUGAGUCAAAGUCAGGAAAGACUCUGCCACGCCGGGAUAGUACACGACCAAACAAACUACUCAAAAAGGAGGCACCAGACUCCCAACACCAUUGGACGGUGCCCACUGGGACCCCUAGCCCCAAGCAACAAGAGCAGUUACGCUAUUGCUCAGGCAUCGUAAAGGACAUGUUUGCUAAGAAGCAUGCGGCGUAUGCUUGGCCUUUCUAUAAGCCAGUGGAUGUGGAUGCUCUAGGACUGCACGAUUACCAUGAUAUCAUUAAACAUCCCAUGGAUCUCAGCACCAUUAAGGACAAGUUGGAAAACAGACAGUACAGAGAUGCUCAGGAGUUCGCAGCAGAUGUACGGUUAAUGUUCUCCAACUGCUACAAGUACAACCCUCCAGAUCAUGAAGUGGUGGCCAUGGCUCGCAAACUGCAGGACGUAUUUGAGAUGCGUUUUGCUAAAAUGCCCGAUGAGCCAGAGGAAAUGCUGACACCUGCUCCUGUGCCAGCACUCCAUCCAGCUCCUGUAAAGACACAGCCGCCCUCAUCCUCUGACAGCUCCAGCGACUCCUCAUCUGAAUCUGAAUCCUCCACAGACGACUCUGAAGAGGAGAGAGCCCAGAGGUUAGCAGAGCUACAGGAGCAGCUGAAAGCGGUGCAUGAGCAGCUGGCUGCCUUGUCCCAGCCUCAGGCCAGCAAACCAAAGAAAGAAAAGAAGGAGAAGAAGAAAGACAAGCACAAAAAGAAAGCAGGAGUCAUGCCUGCACUGGAGGAGAUCCUGGAGCCGCCUCCUGUUCUUAAGGCUCAGGGAAAGCCCAAGAACAAGGAUCCUCUGCCUAAGAAGCCUAAAAAACCCAGUAAGAAGGAGGGAGGUAAGAGCAACCGCUCCAUAGCUCCCCCAGGCAACGCCCCACCCACCCUUCAGCCUGUGGCAGGCCUGGAUACUGAGGAGGAUAUGGGUCUGGCCGGAGGGCCAGCAAUGGCAGGCAUGGCUGCUGGGGAGAAGUGUAAGCCCAUGUCCUAUGAAGAGAAGAGACAACUCAGUCUGGACAUUAACAAGCUGCCUGGUGACAAGCUGGGCCGUGUGGUCCACAUCAUCCAGUCCCGCGAGCCCUCGCUCAAGAACUCUAACCCAGAUGAGAUUGAGAUAGAUUUCGAGACGUUGAAGCCCUCCACGCUGCGGGAGCUGGAGAGAUAUGUGUCGUCCUGUCUCCGCAAAAAGAAGAAGCCCGCAGUUCUAGAGAAGUCCAUGGAGCAAAUGAAUGCUGCAAAGACAAAAGGCUCUUCAUCAGAAUCGGGUAGCAGCAGUGAGUCCAGCUCUUCAGAAAGUGAAGAUUCAGAAACAGGUAUAGCUUUAAAGCCGAAGAAGAGGGUUAGAGGUGAAGGGAAGAAGGCUCAUCACCAGGUGAUGGCUCCAGGCAUACCUCAGCCGCAGGUUCCCCAUCAACCUCAGACCGUGGCACUGCAGCCCACCAUUCAGCUAAAACAGCAACAGCAUCCCUCUCCCACCGCUUACGUUGCUCCUCCCGUCACAGCCCUGGAGCCCUCGCAGCUGCUGGAGAACCCCUUUGACCCUCUGUCCCACUUCGGCCAGCCCCUCAUGCACCUUUCCCACCAUGCCAAUGACUCGUCCUCCCCUGCACCACCUCACCUCAACGCUCACCCUCCAGGAGGUCCUGUGUCACCUGACACGCACCCAUUUUUGAACCAGCACCACAUUCUCCCAUCCCCAGCCCUGCACAACGCAAUGCCCCAGCAGCCUUCACGGCCCAGUAACAGGGCAGCCCCGCUACCUCCUAAACCUCCGCAACAGAGCACUCCCCAGCAUCCGCAGCAACCCCAGCAGACCCUGCCACAGCAGAUCCAACCCCAGCAACCCCCUCCGCCCCCACAUCACCUCCCGCAGGCACCUCAGCCAAUCCGCCAUCGGCCCCUCUCCCCUCCCACGCUCACUCCCCAGGGCCUGCUCUCUUCCCAACCCCCACAGAUGCUGCUGGAGGAUGACGAGGAACCCAUUCCCUCCAUGCCCCUGCCCAUGUACCUGCAGCAUUUGCAGCCAAACCGCCUGCAGCAGCAGCAAUCCCAGCAGACGACUUCGUUAAUGCAGUCUCUGCAGAGCAGGCAACAACAGCCAGGGCAGCCGUCUCUGCUGCAAUCAGUGCAGGUUCAGUCUCAUCUGGGCGCGCAGAGCUCCUUGCCCCCUGCACAGCUCCCCGUUCAGACUCAGCCAUCAGCAUCACACCAGCCCUCCCCGCAGCUCUCGCAGCAUCAGACCAGACACAUGCAGCACUCACAGCAGCAAAUUAACUUCUCACAAGGCCCAGUGCAGACCACACAAACGCAGCCCAGCCAACACAAAAUGCCCUCCACGAAAGCACAGCAGAUCAUCCAGCAGCAGCAGUCGGCACAUCAUUCUCCACGUCAACACAAGUCUGACUCAUAUAACUCGGCACACCUGCGAGAUAACCCCUCCCCGCUCAUGAUGCAUUCCCCUCAAAUCUCUCAGUAUGGUUUAGUCCACCAGUCCCCCCCUCAGGUCAAAAAGGAACCACAGCGAGGUCCUUCAGCUCUGGGUGGCAUUAAAGAAGAGAAGCUGCCCCCAUCACCUGUGAUGCGCAGUGAGCCCUUCAGUCCAGCCAUGAGACAAGAGCCUCAUAAACACCCUGACAGCAAACCCACAAUGCCAGGCCAUAGCCAACAGAGAGCAGAUAUGAAACCACUUGAAAGUUCCCGUCCUGUCAUCCGCUCCUCUGAGCAUAGCGGUCCACCUCCUUCCAUGCAGGACAAAGACAAAUUCAAACAGGAGCCCAAGACACCCGUGGCUCCUAAAAAGGUACAGGACGUGAAACUAAAGAACAUGGGUUCCUGGGCAAGCCUGGCUCAGAAAUCCACCUCCACUCCCUCGUCUGCUCUGAAGUCAUCCAGUGAUAGCUUUGAGCAGUUCCGACGUGCGGCCCGGGAGAAGGAAGAGCGAGAAAAGGCCUUGAAGGCUCAGGCCGAGCAAGCUGAAAAAGAUCGUCUGCGCAGAGAACAAGAGAAACUUCGGGGACGAGAUGAAGAGGACCCAAUUGAGACUGUGAGAAGGCCUCAGGAGGAGCCUCGCAGACGGCCCGAGCCACAGCAGGUCCAGGCCCCUCAGCAGCAGCACCCAGUUCAGUCCCAAACCCAGAACCCAGCCCAACAACCCUCUGUCCCGCAGCCUUCCCAAGCCCCGUCCCAAUCCCCUGCCUCUUCACAGAGUGCACUUGACCAGCAGAGGGAGCUCGCACGUCGCCGGGAGCAGGAGAGGAGGAGGAGAGAGGCGAUGGCAGCUACUAUUGACAUGAAUUUCCAAAGUGAUUUGAUGGCUAUCUUUGAGGAGAACUUGUUCUGAAAUGCAAGAGGAAGCGAUAAAACUGCAAAACAGAUCAUGGAUUCCUCUACAUGGACAGAAUGGACUCGUACAGCAGGAAGGGAAAAAGACCUCAUCUGACCACAAGAAACACUGAAGAGGCUGAACUAGCGAUGAAUAAGCUGAGGUCCUGAGAGGGAGGCUGUAGCUCUCCUUUUGCCUUAGCAGAAAGAGGGACCCUCACACUGGGACGCCAUCGCCUCUCCAGCAUUCCUCCUGGAUUUGGCAUUGUGACCAUGGCGGGAAAGAGAGGACUUGUGUGACUCUAAUUCAGAAUAUGGGAGCAAUGGACAAUGUUAUCAAUGGAGGAAUAUGUGACUAUUAAAUGUACUGAUUAUCUGUAGUACGGCAUCCAUCGACUGCCAGAUGUCUGUGGGGGUUUAGAAGACGUCUUUGUUUUCUGUUUUAUUUCAUUUCCCCCCCAUCGUAUUGUUUUUGCCAUACCCUUUCCCCUUUUUUCUCGAAAACACGCAGGCAAAUGGCAGGAUGGGAUUUAGGGGCACUUAAAGAACUUACUUGGGAGAGGAAGUACAGCUCGCCUUACACCUCUGACUUGUAAACACAAUGACAACAAACAAACAAUAUUCACCAGGGGCUGUGACUGAAUGACUAAACAUGGUGUGUUUCACACUAUUAUCAUGUGCAGAUUUUUCAUUAUGUAGGAUCUACUGUAAAAAGGUAUUUUCUUAAUUACUGUUUUGGUUGGUUGGUUGAUUGGUUGUAUUUCUUGUUUACUUUUUUUUUUUUUUUUUUUUUAUAUUAAGUAUUUUUAACUCUUACCAACACCUUACCCCCUCUGAUGUCUAUGUCAAACACCCAUAUCCUUUUACGCUGAUAGCCGAGAACCUGAAAUGCUUCACUUAACAUGUCUUUCUUAAUAUAUAAAUAUAUUUUCUUGUUCUCCCCACUCGUCAUUGAAAAGUUUAGGUAGCUUUGUAGAAAAUAAACCCUAAUAUAUGCAUUAUUCUGACAAGUGUUAAUUGAGGACAGAAACCAUCGAGAGAGACUUUCAUUAUUCAUCGUUUUCACGUCAACCUGGUGAAGAAUCUUCCAAUAGGCUGGAGUGUUGGCCUAAAAGAGGCGGUUUCUGAGUAUCUUUUAGUUUAAAUAUAAUUUAAAGAAUAGUCACUAUUUUAAGUGUAUUAUACAUAUAGAAGGAAAACAUGCAACUUGCAACUGGUACAUGUUCACGCUGUCGCAUUCUACAAUACGUCAUGUAAACACCAGGCAAAUUUGGCUCUUCACAGCACUGCAGAGAAGAGGCAGAAUGGAGCUCUCAGCUGGUCACUGCAUGACUCUUUUCACAAAUCAAUUUAUUACAAUGCACAGAGAGACCUCUGUACACUGUACUAGAUAUAAUUGCAAAAAUUUUGAAACGGAAAAAAAAUCACAAAAAAAAAUCAAACAGUUCUGAUUUAUCAUUGUUCUUGUUCGAUUCUAGUGGAUGUGUUCUAAUUCUGUUAUUUGACUCCGCAAGGGGGGCGGGGGGCACAAUUUGAGACCUUGGCAGGUCCUUUGAGUUUUCUCUUAUAGUGUUUUCUCCAGUGCCUGUAUUGUAUUGCGAUUCUAGUUGGCAUAUAUUACGUUCUGGGAGGGUGAGGGAGGGGGGCACGAUUUGCCGAAAGAUCCGGGAGGGAAAAUUGGGGAUUUAGGGGAGAGCUUGUGUUUAAAAGACAAAAAAGGAAAGUAAACAUUUUAUAUUUUACCCAUUUACGAUAUUCGGGUUUAAAUCUAGUUUUAGCUGGACUUCCUAAUUAUACGCCGAACAACUGUUUUUCGUUUUCUCGCAGCAGCGAAGAGGACCCGUCCGAGCAGUCACAUGAUCAUCAUCGACUUGCGAGUUUGGAUGUCUGUGUGUAUGGAGGGUGCUCUUACCUGGAGGUUUCAAAGACAACAACACUUCAUUUAAACAAUAUACUUUGCAAACUUUUCCUUUUCAUGAAGUCCACUUAUAUAAAUAUCUAUUUUUUAUUUUUAUUUUUUUUUGGUUAAUUAGGUCUGUAAAAGUUCAAAGAAGAGAAACACUUAAUUCCUUCGAGCCUUUAAAUGUAUUUUCUUUUCCAUGGUAAACAGUUGGACAUUAUGUGCCAUAGAUUCGGAUUCUCCGGAGAAUGUGCUGACCUGCAGCUCAGCAGAGAGUUUGCUUUUAUUCAGGUAUUUUCUUUUUUUUUUUUUUCUUUUUUUUUUUACAUUUUCCUCGAUUACUGUUUGGUAUGUGCGUGGGCAAUCGAGGUCAAUGGUUAAAUCUGUUAUGAUCAUGAAAUAAACAUCUCUUUUAUAGAAAAUUAAAAGGAAACAAAAAAUGACCCUGUCUCUUUUACAAUUGAUCAGUUCUGUUGUUUGAUGUGGCAUUGUGUUACUACGUAUCAGUUUUCAGUUUUAAAUUGUUGUUGACCUACAUUAUGUAAUCUUAAAGCAAAGGCUGUAUCAUAUGAAGGAAUAUUUAAGUCAUAUUUCACCCUAAAAUGAAAGAUGUAAAUUAUAAAAGAAAUUAUAUUUUGCAUAUAAUGAAGCCUUUAUUUAUUAUUACAGUCAGAAUAAAUUACAUCCAUGACGAAACUACUACCAUGGAGUAUACUGACAAUAAUACAUUACAAUUGAAAUACAUUCUGUAGGUAACUGUGAAUUUGGGUAGGGUAGAUAUCACAGUGGUCCUAAAAGGUCUUGAAAUAGGCUUAAAUUUGACACAGGCAUUUCUUGGCUUUUUUUUUUCUCAUGAGAUUAACCCCAAAAAAUGCAUAUUGAUGUGAUAAUAUGCCAAAUAUUAAACAGUAAAAGUUCAUUAGAUAUGGUUAAACCAAGAAAGUCCUCACACUGCUGUAGUUUUGUCUGGCACACAUUUGUGUCUGAGAUAUUGGUUUAAGAGCGUUUCAUUUAGAAAUCAUUGCAUUCCCUUUAAAAAGGAAUAAUUCACCUAAAACAUUAAAUUCUCUCAUCAUUUACUCACUCUCAUGCCAUCCCAGAUGUGACUUUCUUCUGCUGAACACAAAGAUUUAGAAGAAUAGUUCAUCUCUGUAGGUCCAUACAAUGCAAGUAAAUGGUGACCAGAACCUUGAAGCUCCAAAAAGCAUAUAAAAGCAGCUUAAAAGUAAUCCAUGAGGCUCCAGUGUUUAAUGAAGUCACAGCUGUGUAUCUCUUAAAGCGCACUGUACAGAAUUUUCUCUUCAUGAUAAAUUAUUUAAAUAUAGAUUUUUGGCAGAUGGAGUCUUGUAUUUUAUUUAAAUACACUAUAAUUGUUUUUCAUGUACCUACUCGCCAUAAAAUAUCUAUGAAAAUAUAAACAUAAUAUAAGGCUAUCUAUAAAACAGCAAGAUGGAUUCAUGUAAUACCUGCUAUUAUAAUACUUGUUUUAAAAUAUUAAAAGCUUAAUCACUCCAUAUAGAAAGAGAUGAAUGACCCAAGCCCCUUCUUUCAUGGACUAGAUGAACAUACAGUAUUUCACUUUAAAAAAAAUAGGAGAAUAUAUACAAUAUGAAUUAAUUGUAUACAAUGAAUUAGUCACGUCUAACAGUGUGAAAGACAUAUUUAGCAGCUAGUGCAGCUGUGCUGUCGUCCUCUCCAAGUAUAUAGGGGAUUUUCUCUGUAUCACUGAGUAUUGACAAUGAUGGCUUCAGUGUUUCUUAAAUAAUGUGCUUGUAAGUUUAAUUUAGAUGUUUAUCAGAAAGGAUCUGAAAAGCACUUCUUGUGUUCGGGCACCACAUUUUCUGGACUUUCAUGUUUGGGAACAAAAGUUUCUCAUUGAUAUAUUUCCCAUUUGAAUCAGUCAGGAUAAGAGCCUGUGUUUCUCUGGGAUCCUCUGGAGCAGAGCUGUGGAUCUGGGCUGGUGGAUCAGUUGAGCAGUGAAGCUCUUCCUGCACUAGUGAUUCUUCAGUGAGCAUCUCUGGAUACAUCAAAGGUUUAGAGUUCUGACUUCAAGGCAAUGAGUUCCUUCUGCAUUUCAGUCUUCUGUUAAUUGUCUUCCAAAGGUUGAUUUGACUUCUCUCAGGUCUUCUUUAAUUUGCUGAAGUUCCUUUGACAUAUCCUUUCUGUCUCUCUGUAGGUAUGCAAUCUCUUGUCUUAAAUUCAUGAUGUCAAUCAUGUCAUUCUCUCUGUUUCACGCGAGUGACUGUCCUAGACGUGAAUAGACGUCUGGGUGACGGAAGUGACGUUUCAAACACACGUGAUGUGUUGCCGUGUGUUCAACACUUGUAUCUUAAACAACGUACAUUUUCACACAGCUUGGGGUGAUGGUAAAGCAUUAAAAUCACAUUUGUGAGGUGCUGUAUCCACUGAAGUUUUGCUAGUUGCAACAUUCUCCAUUAUUUACAGUUGUUUUGUCAGAUCACCAUCGCUGCCGGUAACUCCGCCCCUUCCGCUGUGUACGGCAGGCCACUUGUGUUGAGUGCAUGAAGUGUCUAUCAUUCCACACUCCGUUUUGAUGGUUGAAAAAGUGCAUCAUCCAUAAAAGUACACUUCUUUUUGCUGCAUUUUCAGUGUUUUAACAUACUAGUCGUACUACUUACACUACAAAAUGGCGUAGAAUAGUGCAGAAGUGUGCGGUUUGGGACUUGUCAGACAGAUGAUGGUCUAUCUCUCAUUUCCAGUGGCAAUGUUUUGGAUAUCGAACCAAGCCGAGUAUUUUGAAGAAUAUAUCGUGAAGCGAAAGAGGGAGAUCUUCCCCCCUGAUGAGAAAAUGCAUAGGCAGGAGCUGGAGGAUUUUAAGGAGCG